This is a messenger RNA of Symphalangus syndactylus (siamang), 2227 nucleotides long. RefSeq names its product BCL2 like 14 (gene BCL2L14). Gene Ontology annotation, biological process: regulation of extrinsic apoptotic signaling pathway. NCBI's taxonomy places the organism in Eukaryota, Metazoa, Chordata, Mammalia, Primates, Hylobatidae. The record is from RefSeq and is a predicted model, not a curated record.
AGAAAGGGCACUGCUGGUUGACACCUCACCCAUCCCCUCCUCCCAGGCCCCAACCAGGCUGGAAUUAAAGGACCCUGGGAGGAAAAUAAGGAAAGCAACAAAGGAAAUGAGUUCCCCAUACAGAAAGGAAAUUGCCUUUCCCCUUAAGGUCAGACUGGUCCGAAGUAAAGGACUGGUGCGCCCUAGCGACCGCCUCUGCUGAGGCCCUAAAGCUGGAGCUCUUUUGCCCUCGCAGAAUAACCGGGACUUUCUUGCAGCCGGAACCAGCCACGUCCUGAUGCCACACUCCCUUGAGGAGCCAGCCAGCUCCACAUUUACUCAAAGAAUCCAAAGGGCACCAAGUGGAUUCUCUGCCACACAAUUGAAGAGGGCAAGCUGUCUGGGGGGCUUGCCACCUCUUUUCAACUCAACUAUUCUGAGCUGAAGUACUGGACCCGUUUUGUUUUUCUUGUUUUUUUCCUGCUUCGGUAAAUCUGGAAAAAUCCUGAAGGUCUGAAAAACUGUUGGACUUGACAGCGUGUGUGUAGCGCCACCUGGUGACCACAGCUUAUCAAAACAGCUUCCUUCCGGGGCUCUUGUGGAUGUACAUCAAAGGCUCCAGCUUCCAGACAGGCAAACAGGGUGAAGAGAGAGGCAUAGAUGAUGGACACUAAAACAAGGACCCCUGAGUCCUAAACCUGAAGAAGCUACAGCCUGGAGCUCUAAACUACAUGAGUUUUUCCAAACGACAAGCCAAGAAGACCUGUUGAAAGUUUCCUCUUAAGUUUCGUGGAGAGAGACUCAGGUAUAGAAAUAUCCUUACCGCCACCUGACCUGAAGCAGAAGAAAUCACUGCCAGCUUCCAGACCAGGCCCAACAUGUGUAGCACGAGUGAGUGUGACCUGGAAGAAAUCUCCCUAGAUGAUGAUGACCUAAACACCAUAGAAUUCAAAAUCCUCGCCUACUACACCAGACAUCACGUCUUCAAGAGCACCCCUGCUCUCUUCUCGCCAAAGCUGCUGAGAACAAGAAGUUUGUCCCAGGGGGGCCUGGGGAAUUGUUCAGCAAAUGAGUCAUGGACACAGGUGUCAUGGCCUUGCAGAAAUUCCCAAUCCAGUGAGAAGAUCAUAAACCUUGGCAAGAAAAAGUCUUCUUGGAAAGCACUCUUUGGAGUAGUGGAGAGGCAAGGUUCGCAGAGCACGCCUGCCAACGUCUCUGCUCAGGGUCAAAGGACGUUGGAAUACCAAGAUUCGCACAGCCAGCAGGGGUCCAGGUGUCUAUCUACCGCGGAGCAGUGCUCGGAGCAUGAAGCUGUGGACCCCAAAGUCAUUUCCAUUGCCAACCGAGUAGCUGAAAUUGUUUAUUCCUGGCCACCACCACAAGCGACCCAGGCAGGAGGCUUCAAGUCCAAAGAGAUUCUUGAAACUCAGGGUCUCUCCUUCCAGCUCGGAGGCCACGUGCCUGUAGCUUCAAGUUCUAAGAAAGAUGAAGAAGAACAAAUACUAGCCAAAAUUGUUGAGCUGCUGAAAUAUUCAGGAGAUCAGUUGCAAAGAAAGCUGAAGAAAGAUAAGGCUUUGAUGGGCCACUUCCAGGAUGGGCUGUCCUACUCUGUUUUCAAGACCAUCACAGACCAGGUCCUAAUGGGUGUGGACACCAGGGGAGAAUCAGAGGUCAAAGCUCGGGGUUUUAAGGCUGCCCUUGCAAUAGACGUCACGGCCAAGCUCACAGCUAUUGACAACCACCCGAUGAACAGGGUGCUGGGCUUUGGCACCAAGUACCUGAAAGAGAACUUCUCGCCAUGGAUCCAGCAGCACGGUGGAUGGGAAGAAAUACUUGGGAUAUCACAUGAAGAAGUAGACUGAAAUACCAGAUUUGUCAUCAGGAAUACUCUUUGUCUACCGUGGUCCUGUGCAUGCUGGCCUCAGGUGGACUACAGGAGAUUACAACGUACAAGGCAGAUGGAGCAAUUGACGUUUUCAAAACCAUUAUUCCUGUGAUUGGAGAGGCAUCCGGAGAGGGCUUGUUCAUCUCCAGCUCAUAAAAUGUAGCAGCAUGGUCCUUGACAGUGACGUUUUUCAAGCCCUCCAUUGAGUGCCUGAGGAAAUCUGUAAAGAUAAGUGGUGAUGUUGUUUCAAACGUUCAGAACAGAUACCAUCAUCCUGCCUUUGUUAGCUGCCGUAGGGAAAGUGUGUUACAGAUGUCUGCUGACCUCACAAGAGUGAAAAGAUAAACUGUGCAUGUGUUUACA